Molecule: messenger RNA, 1447 nt
Organism: Ricinus communis (castor bean)
Lineage: Eukaryota; Viridiplantae; Streptophyta; Magnoliopsida; Malpighiales; Euphorbiaceae
Product: transcription factor MYB108
Exons: 3
Coding region: 122-1129 (335 amino acids)
Biological process (GO): regulation of DNA-templated transcription
Cellular component (GO): nucleus
Molecular function (GO): DNA-binding transcription factor activity; sequence-specific DNA binding
Source: RefSeq, a predicted model, not a curated record
ACCUCCUCUAUCUUCCUGUAUUAAUCCAUCUUUCUCUCUCCCUCUCUCUCUAUAACUUUUAAUUUUUCUUUUCUUUUCCAUCUUUCAAUCAAUCAGUCUCUCCAUUUAAGGGAAAAUUGUUAUGAUGGAUGUUAAAGUCACGCACAGCAACAACCAAAAGAGCAGCUCCUCCUCCACCACCACCGCCACUCAAAGUGAAGAUGAGAUGAUGAGCGAGUUACGGAGAGGUCCAUGGACGGUUGAAGAAGACUUUAAGCUCAUCAAUUACAUUGCUACUCAAGGAGAAGGUCGCUGGAACUCUCUCGCUCGCUCUGCAGGCCUUAAACGAACUGGGAAAAGCUGCAGAUUAAGAUGGCUAAACUAUUUAAGACCUGACGUUCGACGUGGAAAUAUCACUCUCGAAGAACAACUCAUGAUCCUUGAGCUUCAUUCUCGAUGGGGCAAUAGAUGGUCCAAGAUUGCGCAACACUUACCGGGAAGAACAGACAAUGAAAUCAAGAACUACUGGAGAACUCGUGUCCAAAAGCACGCAAAGCAACUUAAAUGUGACGUGAAUAGCAAGCAAUUUAAAGACACCAUGAGGUACUUAUGGAUGCCAAGAUUAAUUGAAAGAAUUCAAGCUGCCAAUAACACUACUACUGCUGCUGCUGCUACUACGACCACUAGCACUGCUGCACCCACCACCACAACCACCGCAGAGGCCCCUAAUCACCACCUAAUGGCCACCGAUGAAAUGGGUAGUGGACAAUGGGCCGCCAUGGCCGGUGGAGGGAUGAUAAGGAAUGAUUUCGGGGUUGCACAUGUUACUCCGAGUUACACUACGCCAGAGACAUCUAGUACAGCAGCAUCAUCGGACUCGUUUGGAACCCAGGUUUCACCUGUAUCAGACAUGACUAAUAAUAACGAUCACUACAGCAUCUCGGUUAAUCAUAAUGCUAAUCCAGAUACUAAUUAUUUCCAAUCUGGGCAAGUUUGUUAUUCAGAAUCCAUGAUUUCUCCAUCUGGUUAUUUUAAUCAAGGAUUGGAUUUUCAAGCUAUGGAGCAGAACAACAUUAACCAAUUAUGGGCGGAUGGUGGGGACACGACAGACAAUCUGUGGAGUGUUGAUGAUAUUUGGUUCAACAUGUGAAGGGGGGAAAAGAAAAAGAAAAAAAAGAAAAAAAAAAGAAGAAGAAGAAGAAGCCUACAUGUUAAAAUAAAAUAGGCGAAAAAUGUAGAAUCAUGCAUCUAUACAGGAUUAUUCAUAAUUACAUAUAGGAUUUGUGAUAGAUUAAGGAAGUCUAAAUCGUGCAUUAGCUUUAUAAUUAAUUUCAAUUUCCUUUGUUGGUUCCUUCUUUUUUUUGUUUUGUUUCUUCCCUUAUUUUGGAGGGGAAGGGAGGGGUGAAAUUGAAAUUUGAGCUGUUCCUUAGUAUCAUUCUUUGAUAUUGACAGUGUAACUUUGUUUUUA